Molecule: messenger RNA, 2790 nt
Organism: Alternaria novae-zelandiae
Lineage: Eukaryota; Fungi; Ascomycota; Dothideomycetes; Pleosporales; Pleosporaceae
Exons: 6
Coding region: 1-2790 (929 amino acids)
Molecular function (GO): oxidoreductase activity
Source: RefSeq, a predicted model, not a curated record
AUGUCAUUCUCCUCAUUCAAGAAUCCGGCGACAUACCAUCUGCUCAGCUAUGGCACCCUUCUGGGUUCAACGCUCUUCCAGUCCUUCGUCUCAGGCAUCGUAGCCUUCCGCGUCCUCCCUCGUCCUCAAUUCUCCACGCUCCAGAAGCACACAUUCCCCGUCUACUUCACACUACAAACCCUCACUCCCGUCGUCAUGCUGCUCACGUACCCACGCGGCGGAGCAUCGUCCUUGCUACCAUUCCUCUCUUCCUCGCCCAUCCCGCCGACGGCAACCGAUAACCUGAGUUCCUGGCUGCACACCACAAUGUUUCUCACGGCGCUGGUCAACUGGGUAUACGUUGGACCCAAGACAACGGAGGUCAUGGGGCUAAGGAAGCAUCAGGAGACGAGGGAUGGGAAGAAGAGCUAUGAUGCCGGGCCGCAUAGUAAGGAGAUGCAGGCCCUGAACAAGCAGUUCGGCAUUCUGCACGGCGUCAGCAGUCUGGUCAACAUGGUGGGAUUGGGAGCUAUGAUCUGGUACGGUGCAGUGCUGGCUGAUGGGUUGAGCUUACGCUGCGUCAUGGCGAUCGCACCUCUAGAACUGAGCUCAGCCAAACCCUCAAACUUCAACACCGACGCACAUCCGCAGGCUCAGAAAGACGCAACAAAUGAUGGUCGAGAAGCAGUACAAUACCGACAACUCAUCUCUCGAGCUGUAACACAGCGUCUGCAUUCGCCAUCCCUCGAGGACCUCACGAUGACCAAGGCGGGCGACGCACCCGUACGUUCCCUAGAAGAAUGGGAGCUGCAAGAGCGCUGUAUCGCACGGAGUAAAGCCCGGAUUGAGGCCGAAGAGCUGGGUAUCCCAUGGAAACAAUUCAUCCACGAAGUCGAAAGCGCCACUCUGCAAGUCCACGUCCUCACCCCAACUCGGUACGAAGUGCCGCCGAAAAACAUAGACUCGAACCAAGAGGCGAUUACACAGAACGAGGAGAUGACAUACAGAUUUGGCGACUCCAAAGAUGAAGCGCGUGAUCAAGAGUGGAAGACAAAAGACGCUGCUGUGUUGCUGUUUUUCGUCAAGAUGCGCGGUGUGUCCAUUCGCCAAGUGGAGGUGCAUGGUGGUUGGCCAUCAUGGUUCGCGGGUAAAUGGUGUCUUAUAUUAAGCUUAAACAAUCAAGCUGUUCCAAACACGGCUUGCUCAUCCUUCAGUUUCAAGCUUUUCAAGCCGAAAGUCUUAACAAACAUGGUGUAUCCAGCGGCGAGGAUGUUGAGGUCACUAACCAUUGCAUUAGCCUCUGCAGGGCUGGUGCUCAGCAACCCCAUUUCGAGUCCCAGAACAUCUUCAGAGACUAGGGACGUCAGCCGCACCAAACCGUUGCUACAAGACUUCGACGCUCUUGGAGCAUGGUUCGACGGUGUCGCGGCGAUCAACACAACCACCUCUGCCUCCUCAUCCAAGAAGAAUGCGACCAUCGCGAUAGUCGGCGCCGGAAUCUCUGGUCUCGCUACGGCACUGAUGCUUGACAGCGUUGGUGUGCACAACUGGGAGAUCAUCGAGGCAAGCGACCGGGUCGGAGGACGGUUCCGGACCAAGUACGUUGCUGGAACGCAAGAAUGGGCAGAGAUGGGUCCUAUGCGGCUUCCUCACUCGAUUACAUACAAGGAUGGAGAGACCAUCGAAUACAGCGACCAUCAAAUGGUAUUCCAAUUGGCCGAGAUGCUCAACGAGAUGAACGCAAACAAUCCGCAUUACAAAGUCGACUUCAUCCCAUGGGUUCAGCAUCAUCCCAAUGAGAUCCUCGGCCUUGGAACUGGCAGACUUCCAAACGGACAACUUCCGACGCGAGCUGAGAUUCAAGCAAACUUGUCUCUUGGGCGACCAGCACCAUUGGACACGCAGGAGUACACCGAAACCAAGCAGCGCAUGAACGAGCUUCUGAAGUCAAAGGACAGACUCAAGGCCGUGCAACGCGACGUGUGGCGCGAACACAAGAAGGCCAUGAAUCAAGGUCUCGACGACUGGAGCGAGCAGGCCAUGAUGCGCCACGUCUUUGGCGCAAGCGAAAACGUCACAGACGCCAUCUGGACAGCGAGCGACUACGACGUCUUCUGGGAUGAGUUAGUGCACAACUCGAACCUUGCGCAAGAUGGCGGACCGGAUGCAUUGGGCACGACUGAGUGGAAGUGUGUAGACGGCGGCUUUAACAGACUGUCUGAUGCAUUCCUUCAACAUGUCAGCGACCGUCUCACCCUCAACCGUAAGAUCAGAAAACUGGAGGCUGUUGAAAAUGCCGAAGGUCGCACACGCACGAAACUGUCGUGGUAUCCCAGCGUCAGUAACCGAACAUAUGAGUCGAAAGAGUACGAAUACACAAUCAUGGCAGUGCCAUUCACCAUGACACGCUUCAUGUCGCUUCCGAAGUUCUCCUCCGUACUCAGUCGCGCGAUUAGCGAAGCUGGCCUCCGCUUCAAAUCCGCUUGCAAAGUAGCGCUGCUCUUCAAAGAACGUUUCUGGGAGAAGGGCGAUCGUCCCAUCUUCGGUGGAUACUCCACGCCGCCCAGUGCAGCCGUCGGCGCUCUCUACUACCCCGUCUACGGCCUCAACGAGUCUCGCCCAGGCUUGAUCCUGCAUUACCGGGGUGGCCACUGGAGCGACGAGUUCACGAGCUUCUCAGACAAGGAGUAUGUGCAGACUGUGUUGGAUGCUGUUGUCAGUGUGCAUGGCGAGCAAGCGAGAGAGCUGUAUACGGGCGACUAUGAGAAGCUGACGAGCAUACGGGAACUGCUUGGUGCCGUCCGGAUGUGA